This is a messenger RNA of Fragaria vesca subsp. vesca, 1336 nucleotides long. RefSeq lists its product as uncharacterized. Lineage: Eukaryota; Viridiplantae; Streptophyta; Magnoliopsida; Rosales; Rosaceae. The coding region runs from base 18 to 1049 and encodes 343 amino acids. The transcript is spliced from 4 exons. The record is from RefSeq and is a predicted model, not a curated record.
GAGAGAGAGAGAGAGAGAUGAGCACGCUGAAGCUCGACUCGCUUUCUCCGGCUGAAACCGUGGAGAUAGAGAACGGCCUAUCCCUAGUGCCGCGGCUGAGGCUCAAUAUAACAGUGUAUCCAUCGAGCCAAGUUGUGAGCAAACCGAUUGACGAGUGGAAGAUGAAGCAAACCCUAAUUGACUUCAUGAAGAGCUCGCUUUCCGAUCCGAUUAUGGUUCCGGAGGAGGAUCUGAAGAUCCGAAGGGUGAAGGAUCUCAAGAAGCGGAAGCGGGACGACCCUGUGGCUUCUGGAACCAUCUUCAUUAGGGACCUAGGGUUUCUGAGGAAGAAGAGCAGGAAGGAUGAGGAUGAGGAGAGGAGCGUUGAGGAGGUGGAGAAGAAGUUUAGGGAUUGGAGGAGGUACAUUGUGGAGAAGAUGGAUGGGAUUGAGCUUAAUCUUGAAGGGGUCAAGUUCAAGCUAAACGUCGCCGUUCCGGAGUCGGAUGAUUUUAAUGGGAUGAAGAAGGGCUGGGAGGAGUUUCACGCUUUCGGAAAUAGAGGGUUUUCGAAGAAGCAAGAGACUGAUACUAUAAUUCUGAGGGGAGUUCCUUCACGGUGGUUCGCAGAGCCGCGGGUUUCGUCAAAGCCUUCAAUGCUGGUUACACAUACCAUCUUUUCGACAUUUGGGAAGAUAAGGAAUCUUAAUGUUGCCGAGGACGAUGAUCCAGGUAAGGAUGCGAAUGAGGAUGGUGGGGACUUGGUUUCAGGUCUCCAUUGUAAGAUUGUGGUUCAAUUCGAGAAACACAAGGACUUCUACAAUACUUUCAAAUCGUUUUGUGGCCGCUCAUUGCAGAAGGAAGGAUCUAAGAUGAAGGCUGAUUAUGAGGUUGCUUGGGACAAAGAUGGAUUCUUCCUAAACUUGAGAAAUCAAACACAAGAAAACAGUAGUAGGGCACGAGAAACCACUACAUAUCCCAGGCAGCAGCAACACUUUUCUCGGUUUAGUGCCAAUGAAGCUCCCAGAAAGAGGUUUAAGGUCAGAAACUCAAUAGCUAACUACACAAUUUGAUGCUUGAAAAGAGUUUCUGUAUAUCCUGAGGGAUUGAUGUAGAAUUGGUUCUUAGUUUGAAUUCUACCAUGUUUUCUCGCUUUGCUUGAAAACAACUCAAAUCAGCUAGCACGUGUUAUCUUCAUGCUAUACAUCUGAUCUCUGCACAUGAUUCCAUAAAUGAUUUUGUUUGAUUGCAGGAAUAGAAGUUGCAGUCUGAAUAUCUCUACUGGAGCUGGGAGAUUGAAGUGUCUUAAUCUGAUACAAGACAUUGUAUGACAGCAGAGAGCCAAAGACUACUGCUCUUG